Messenger RNA from Alosa alosa (allis shad), 7916 nucleotides. RefSeq names its product contactin associated protein 2a (gene cntnap2a). The coding region runs from base 347 to 4339 and encodes 1330 amino acids. The record is from RefSeq and is a predicted model, not a curated record. NCBI's taxonomy places the organism in Eukaryota, Metazoa, Chordata, Actinopteri, Clupeiformes, Clupeidae. The transcript has 25 exons.
UAACUUCAGCACCUGGACAGCUACCCGCCUGGACGCGCAGCAUUUCAGAAGCGACGUCGUCAUGGCUUGAAAUACGCCUCGCGUUUUCUGUUAGUUGUCGUCCAAUGCUACGUGUUGCAUGAUAGUAUACGUGGAGCCGCUUUACUCCGACGCAAAGUAGAGAAGAGAAGAGGAGCGGCAUCGUCUCCAGUGCACAUAACGCCGUACAGAGCGGGACUCUCCGUUACUCCCCUCGCCUGUCUGCAGGGACAGUGCAGUCAGUGUUGGAAAGCGUUGGCACACGGAGAAAUUCCAGUGAAGAGACAGUUCUCGGCGUUGUGUUUUCCGUCGGCAGAGUGAAGCCAAGAUGCCGCGACUUCUUGGACCGAGGUUAACGCUAUUGCUGUGGAUUUUCAGCCGUAUCAGCAGCUUUGAUGCAGCCCUUCCAUCACCCCAGAAGUGUGAUGAGGCCUUGUCUACGCCGCUGCCCCACAACGCCUUUAGCAGCUCCUCCGUCUUCACCAGCGGCUACGCUCCUGGAUACGCCAAGCUCAACAAGAGAGGAGGGGCCGGCGGUUGGUCCCCACUCGACAGCGAUCAUUACCAGUGGCUCCAGGUGGACCUCGGGAUCAGGAGACAGGUGACCUCAGUGGCCACCCAGGGCAGGUACAGCAGCUCGGACUGGACCACGCGCUACAGACUCCUCUACAGCGACACAGGCCGCAACUGGAAACCAUACCACCAAGAUGGAAACAUAUGGGCAUUCACGGGAAACUCCAAUACAGAGAGUGUGGUCCGCCAUGAUCUGCAGCACACCAUUGUGGCUCGCUUCGUCCGCUUCGUGCCCCUGGACUGGAGCAUAGAGGGACGCAUCGGCCUGCGGAUCGAGAUCUACGGCUGUGCUUACUGGUCGGAUGUGAUUAACUUUGACGGCCAGGGGGUGAUCUCGUACCGCUUCAAGAUGAAGAAGAUGAAGAUCCUGAAGGACGUGAUCUCCCUGAAGUUCAAGACGUCGGAGAGUGAGGGCGUUAUCCUGCACGGCGAGGGGCAGCAGGGAGACUACAUCACCCUGGAGCUGCGGAGGGCCAGACUGCUGCUGCAGAUAAACCUGGGUAGCAAUCAGUACGGCUCGAUCCUUGGACACACGUCGGUGACGAGUGGGAGUCUCCUGGACGACCACCACUGGCACUCUGUGGUGAUUGAGCGCUACCGGAGGAAUGUGAAUUUCACACUGGACCAGCAUACGCAACACUUCCGCACCAACGGGGAGUUUGACCACCUCGACCUGGACUACGAGCUGAGUUUCGGCGGCAUGCCCUACUCUGGCAAGCCCAUCACCGGCGGUGGGAAGAACUUCAAAGGCUGCAUGGAGAGCAUCAACUACAACGGCGAGAACAUCACCGACCUUGCCAGGAGGAAGAAACUGGACGUGUCCAGCUUUCGUAAUCUCAGCUUCUCCUGCGUGGACUCCCACACGUUUCCCGUCUUCUUCAACGCCACCAGCUUCCUGCAGCUGCCCGGGCGGCGGGAGCACAACAUGGUGUCUGUGGGGUUCCAGUUCCGUACGUGGAACCCCAACGGCCUGCUGCUCUUCAGCCCGCUGGCCGACGGCCUGCUGGAGCUGGUCCUGAUCGAGGGCCGAGUCAGCGUCCACAUCAACGUGACGCAGAAGAAGAACACUCGAAUAGACGUCUCCUCAGGCUCUGCACUCAGUGAUGGAGAGUGGCACGACGUCCGGUUUUUGGCCAAAGAGAACUCCGUCAUGCUGACCAUCGACGGCGACGAGUCGUCGGCCGUGCGCACCAACACCCCAAUCCAGAUCACCACUGGAGGCUCCUACCACUUCGGAGGCUACUUCCAGCGCACCGACGUGUCCCCUACUCAGCGGGCCUUCCAGGGCUGCAUGCAGCUGAUCCACGUGGAUGACCAGCUGGCUGACCUGCACGCCGUGGAGCAGGGCAGGACGGGAACGUUCGAGAACGUCAGCCUGGACAUGUGCGCCAUCAUCGACAGGUGUAUGCCAAACCACUGUGAGCAUGGAGGCAGGUGUACACAGACCUGGGACAGCUUCAGCUGCACAUGUGACGGAACAGGAUACGUUGGAGCCACCUGCCACACUUCUGUGUAUGAGCAGUCUUGCGAGGCCUACAAACAUCUGGGAAAGACGUCAGAUGCCUACUGGAUCGAUCCGGACGGAAGUGGAUCACUCGGACCCUUCAAAGUGAUCUGCAACAUGACCGAGGACAAGGUGUGGACGACGGUGAUGAACAACCUCCCGCCCCAGACGUCGGUCACCGGCUCUAGCCGUGAGAGGCGCACUGUCCUGCAGCUCAACUACAGCGCCUCGAUGGAGCAGGUGACGGCCAUCACGGACAGCGCCGAGUACUGUGAGCAGCAUGUGGCGUACGCCUGCCGCACCUCCCGCCUCCUCAACACUCCAGAGGGGAUCCCGUACACAUGGUGGGUCGGCCGGGCCAAUGAGAAGCACUUUUACUGGGGUGGGUCCAGCCCUGGCAUCCAGAAGUGUGCCUGCGGGAUCGAGCGCAACUGCACUGACCCCAAGUACUACUGCAACUGCGACGCCGACCAGAAGCAGUGGCGCGAGGACUCUGGACUUCUGGCUUAUAAAGACCACUUACCUGUCAACCAAGUAGCGGUCGGGGACACAAAUCGACCCAGUUCCGAGGCUAAACUGACGGUGGGGCCUCUACGUUGCCAAGGAGACCGUAAUUACUGGAAUGCGGCAUCUUUCAACACGCCCUCAUCCUACCUUCACUUCUCCACCUUCCAAGGGGAGAUGAGUGCUGACAUCUCCUUCUAUUUCAAGACCUCUGCUCCCUACGGCGUGUUCCUGGAGAAUCUGGGUAACUCGGACUUCAUCCGGCUGGAACUCAAGUCCACCACCGUGGUGUCGUUCUCGUUCGACGUGGGCAACGGGCCGGUGGAGCUAAACGUGCACUCGCCGACGCCACUCAACGAUGACCAGUGGCACCGCGUGGUGGCCGAGCGCAACGUCAAGGAAGCCGUGCUGCAGCUGGACCAGCUGCAUAAAGAAACGAGGCCCGCGCCUGCCCAGGGACACACACGCCUCGAGCUGUACAGCCAGCUCUACGUGGGGAAGCCAGCAUCGUGGGCUUGUCAGGACAGUGCUGCCAGCGGACAGAGGGGCUUUCUGGGAUGCAUCCGUGCUCUGAGAAUGAACGGUGUGACCCUUGACCUGGAGGAGAGGGCAAAGGUCACGCCGGGGGUGAAGCCCGGCUGCUCGGGCCACUGCACCAGCUUCGGGAUGUACUGCCGAAACGGGGGCAAGUGUGUGGAGAAGUACAACGGCUACUCGUGCGACUGCUCCAGCACAGCGUACGACGGGCCCUUCUGCACCAAAGACAUCGGCGGCUUUUUUGAGGCCGGCACCCUGGUGAGGUACAACUUUGGGCCCGAGGCCGGGAGCUCCUCCUCUUCGUCGUCCUCCUCCUCCUCCUCCCAGAUGGUGGUGGAGGCGGCGUCCAGAGAGAGCAAUCUGACGCGCGAGGACCUGGCCUUCAGCUUCAGCACAACCAGCGCCCCCAGCCUGCUCGUCUACGUCAGCUCCCACACGCAGGACUACAUGGCCGUGGUGCUCCGGCAGAACGGCACCCUGCAACUGAGAUAUGACCUGGGUGGUAUGAAGGAGCCUUUCGUGGUGGAUGUUGACCAGCGUAACCUUGCCAACGGGCAGCCACAUACGGUCAACAUCAGCCGAUUGGAGAGGAGCGUCCAGGUCCAGUUGGAUCACUACCCCACGGUCAGCUACUCACUGCCUGAUUCAUCUGACACGGAGUUCAACCUGGUCAAGACCCUCUUCCUGGGGAAAAUCUUCGAAACUGGCAAGAUCGACCCGGUCCUGAUUGAGAAGUACAACACGCCGGGCUUCGUGGGCUGUCUGUCUCGAGUGCAGUUCAACAGCAUCGCUCCUCUGAAGGCAGCGUUGAGGUCUCACGAUCCCGCGCCCGUCUCCCACCUGGGCAAGCUUGUCGAGUCCAACUGCGGCGCGUCCCCCCUCACCAUCCCACCGAUGUCCGCCGCAACAGACCCCUGGCAUGUGGACGGAGGUCCUGGCUUCCCGUUUAACGAAGAGAGGGUCAUACCAGAUGCAGUCAACAGAAACUCUGCAAUAAUCGGAGGUAUCAUCGCCGUGGUGAUAUUCACUGUGCUCUGCACGUUGGUGUUCCUGAUUCGCUACAUGUUCCGCCAUAAGGGGACCUACCACACCAAUGAGGCAAAGGGGGCGGAGUCGUCCGAGUCCGCCGACGCAGCCAUCAUCGGAACCGAGCCGCCGUUCACAGAGACCAUUGAGGAGAGCAAGAAGGAAUGGUUCAUCUGAGGGAGUGCCGCAGACCGCGCCUGCCCGCACUAAGCGCCACUGGUCCUGCAUCGCUCUGAGUAGCCACACGUGACCGAGGGGAGGGUAGGGGGCUGGGAUCUCAUGCUGUUCUGCUCAGAGAUUCUGUACAUAGUGACUGGCUUGUCUCCGAUUUCUAUUGUGUUUGGGAAUUUGAGGACAUCUUUGAAUAUUUACUCUCUGGAUCAAUCAUGCCAUUUUUGUUUUGUACACUGAUCGGCCAAAUCCCGUCUUGCAGUGACUGAGACCCAUAAACGUGCUUUUGUUUUGUACACUGAUCGGCCAAAUCCCGUCUUGCAGUGACUGAGACCCAUAAACGUGCUUUUGUUUUGCUUUCAUUGCCCAUCCACUUUUUUACAUGUCUUCUUAAGCAUCCAAUUUUAUUUUGUUUUGAAAACUACUCCUGGAAAGACAAUGGCAAAUUGUCAGCGCAAAUGUUUAUCUUGGUUUAAAUUAUAUUAGGUACAGAAUGUUUCUUUUUGUAAACUGACAUUGGAUUGUAUCUCCACCAUUAUUUCAAUCUGUACUGAGAGGAACAAAAAAAUGGCACGCAGAGAACAUCUCGUGGAGCGUAGAGAGCGCGGAGAGGCGACACACUGCCAUGCUGCUUAGAGCAAGUCAGAUGUUAAACAUGUUGCAACUUUGCCAUCUACACUUGUGGUGCCAAACUCCCCAGUCUUAUGCGCUUACUUUGUGAAGCUCGUAGGAGUUUUGAAAAACCUCUGAACUUAAUACAUUCAAAAUGGAUAGUGAACAUGUGCUGUACGUUUGGCACUGGGUGCAGCUUAAGGAGACUCUGAAAUUGUCCACAAAUCAGAAUUUUAUGGAGUAAUAAUGUGUUAAAUGGCUUAAUCCAUUGUGCCUUGUGGAUUUAGCCACUUAGCCUUCUAGUUCAGCAGUAUUACACUAUACAGAAGUUAAAGCAAAGGGAGAAAUUCAUGAGUCUAAAGUAGUUUAAUUUCCAUGUAGGACAUUUUGUGUUUAUUUUUUUAUUUUCUUUUUGGUCAGUUGUGCUUCACUAGGCCCGCUCAUUGGCAUGACUCCAACUAUUUGAGUUUAGGUUUGAGGUUUUAGGGGUUUCUUUGUAUUAUUACAUUACAUGUUAACCGCAUCAUCAUAUUAUCAUUUCUGCCAUUAUAACACAGUGAUUUCAUCUGAUCACAAUGUCAUUUUUGUUUUCUCAUUUCUGUGGUCUCAUUGUCACAGGUUUUUUUUUGUGUAUUAUGGCAAAGUAUUAUGUUCCCCCUUCCCCAAGUGGUUGCAAACAAAGCACGACAUGUAAACAAGAGCACCACAUGUAAACAAGACCCUGCUGUCUGGACGAGUGAGCACAUCACCCCCCUGGAUGUGUUCACACACGAUAAAGCCACUUCUGUGCCUGCAAUGUGCAACGUCACCAGGAGAAACAGACUGGCAGCAAAAAAAAAAAAACUUGAGAAAGUCACGAUUGUCUAAAGCAAAGUAAGAAUGUGUUACAAUUUUAUUGCAUUUAUUUGAAUUAUGAACAAUUGUUGUUUUAAUCAUGACUUUUUGAGUUUUGUUGUUGUUGAUGUCGGAGGCAUUUCUGGGAAGACGUUGGCUAAAGGAAAGCAUCAGCAUGGGUUGGAUUUGAAGGUGAAGCAUCAGGUGAGACUUCUAAUGGUGAAAUGGAUUGUGCAAAAGUGACAAAACUCACACUGGCCUGGUGGCUUCUGUUCUAAAGGCAGAAUGGGUGAGAACCCAGAAUAAGAAUACGUCUCUUUUGCACAGUGAUGCGGUGUGUCGUGAGGUCUUGUAUGUUUAGUUCUCAGUGUGUAAAAGGCUCGAUUAGGUUUGACAUGUGCCUCACCUUCGUAUGCAUUUUCUUUUAUAUUCCUCCUAAGAAACAGUGAUGGUUUUCUUCUGACUCAUAUUUAUUCUCACAAUAUUCUCUACAUCCCUGCAAAUCACCCCCAAAAUGAAUAAAUAAUAAUCCACAAAAACGGCUGCACACCAACUUGAAGUGAUUCUCAAAAGACCUUGAUGCACCAUGGGAAAUGUAGUCAACAUGUGAACGUGGAACUAGCUGUUACAUUGAUUUUUGCUGACCAUGUUAGCAAUCACAUUUGCUUAGACCAGUGGAUCGUUUGUAGGCUAUGUUAAUGUGCUAAAAGUGUCAGUAAGUAUAUUAGUUAGUAUGAUUUACCACUAGCUGUCAUGAAGGAAUUGUUGCUAUGGAGCUGAAGAGUUUGGGGGGAAUGUAGCAAACGUAUUUGCAUGUCACAACAACCCGUUUGGUUUUAUCGGACAUUCCACUAUAAACUUUGUAUUAUCCUUACCAUCCCUCGGCAACAUGUCCUCACCAUCACAAAACAUAAACACACUGUAUACAGCUACAAUGAUAUUGUUUUGUACAGUGAUACUGUAGGUAAACCAUGCGUUUUGUUUCACAAUAAAUAUGAUAUAUAUAUAUUUUUAUGAAGAUAUUUUAUAGAUGACCUAGCCAUUGUCUGUGUUCCAUCCGUUUGUGAUUCAGGAGUGUGUUGGAUGUUGGCGAAGCUUGUUUUCCCAGUUAGUACUGAUGGAUGCCGUAUUACAUGUGUGUUUUGGUGGAGAAACAUAAACGCUUUGAGAACUGUGCUGUUGUAACAUUUUCCUUUUUUUUUGAUUGCCCGGUUCUAUUCGGUUCUAUUGAUCGCUAUCAGAACCAUAUUUUAAAGAUGAAACUCUUUAAAAAAGAGCAUUCUUUCUGGGCCUUGGUGUGACGGAGAUAAAGCCCAGAGAGACGGAGACAGUGUUCCCUUUUCACUUGCACUUCUAUAGAGGAAAACAUUUGUUUGUUUGUUUACCUGUCUGUUUUGUUUGUUUGCCUGUCUGUUUGUUUAUAUCAGUUGUCAUUCCAUUCCCAGAGCAUAAGACUAAAGGUCAGGCUACAUGAGAGUCUACUGUCCCAAUACGAUCUUCAGUGCUACAUAGUGAUAAACUUCACAUAAAGCUUGAAUAUACAGAAUAUAAAGCUUCUAUUCUUUUUACAUUCUACUCAUACAUUUUUAUGAUGAAAUGUAGCACAUUGCUCUCUUUGAGUUGAAGCAGCAUGGCCCAUUGUGUGUGAAUUGUAUAUACUGGUAAUGUAAACAGCUGUGGAAUAUCAUAUCUGUAUUUAUUAUUGGGGAUGUAUUUUUAAAAUAUUUGCUAUUAUGACAAGUUGGGGAAAUAACAGUUUAACACUUUUUUAUAUUUAGUGCAAUUCCGUUAUUGACUGGAUGUGUUUGAGUUUACUCUUCCAUGAUGUGAGGGACCUGAUUAAUGAAACAAGGGAAUUUAAUAUGCGUAUGUGCUUCUUUUUAUGAAAUGGGGUUCAAAUGUACUUAUGAACCUGUCACUGACAUUAUAUGACAUUGUUUGUGAGCUACUCUGAGGUGCUCAGAUGUGAGGUCUAUAGAUCAAAAGGAAGCACUGUCUCCUGAGGCGAGAUCUAAGGGUUGUGUCUGCAUCAUUCCACUUACAAUUACUUUUUGAUAACAUGUCAUCUGUCAAGCCUUAUUUGCAGUAUGUUUUGUGAUAUGGUAUAAAGUUACAACAUUAAAGAGCCUUGCCAUGA